GGCUGGCUGCCCGGUGCCCUGUGGCAGGGGCUGAGCGCUGGUUCUGUGGGUGUCCCCAGGUCCUGGCGAGAGCGGCAAGAGCACCUUCAUCAAGCAGAUGCGCAUCAUCCACGGCAACGGCUACUCGGAGGAGGAGCGCCGGGGCUUCCGGCCGCUGGUCUACCAGAACAUCUUUGUGUCCAUGCAGGCCCUGAUCGAGGCCAUGGGCAGGCUGCAGAUCCCCUUCAGCAGGCCCGAGAGCGAGCACCACGCCAGCCUGGUCAUGAGCCAGGAUCCCUACAAGGUGACCGCGUUCGAGCAGCGCUGUGCGGUGGCCGUGCAGUACUUGUGGCAGGAUGCUGGCGUCCAGGCCUGCUAUGAGCGCCGGCGUGAGUUCCACCUGCUGGACUCGGCAGUGUACUACCUGUCCCACCUGGAGCGCAUCACCGAGGACGGCUACAUCCCCACGGCGCAGGACGUCCUGCGGAGCCGCAUGCCCACCACUGGCAUCAACGAGUACUGCUUCUCCGUGCAGAAGACCAAACUGCGGAUCGUGGAUGUCGGUGGCCAGAAGUCGGAGCGUAAGAAGUGGAUCCACUGCUUCGAGAACGUGAUGGCGCUGAUCUACCUGGCCUCGCUGAGCGAGUACGACCAGUGCCUGGAGGAGAACAGCCAGGAGAACCGCAUGAAGGAGAGCCUGGCGCUGUUCGGCACCAUCCUGGAGCUGCCCUGGUUCCGGAGCACCUCGGUCAUCCUCUUCCUCAACAAGACGGACAUCCUGGAGGAGAAGAUCCCCUCCUCCCACCUGGCCACCUACUUCCCCAGCUUCCAGGGCCCCCGGCAGGACGCGGAGGCGGCCAAGAGGUUCAUCCUGGACAUGUACACGGGCAUGUACGCCAGCUGUGUGGACGGCCCCGAGGGCAGCAAGCGAGGCCCGCGCUCCCGCCGCCUCUUCAGCCACUACACGUGCGCCACGGACACGCAGAACAUCCGCAAGGUCUUCAAGGACGUGCGGGACUCGGUGCUGGCCCGCUACCUGGACGAGAUCAACCUGCUGUGACCACCCCUGGCAGGCGGUGGGCAGUGGAGAUGGACCCCAGAUGCCCGUCGCUCCGGCCCAGAGCCAGGAGGCAGAAGGCCCUCAUGCGAGGGACUGGAGGGACGGACGGCCCACCACUGCCCUCUCUCCUCUGCCCCUCGCCUGGUCAGCCGUCCCCGCCGACCUCCUGGACUCCAGCUACGUCCUUGGAAAGGGAGGAACAACAUGGCCUCGGGGGUGGGGGUGCCAGGGGGGGGAAGGUGAGGCCCUGGUGGGAGGCUGCGUGGGAGGCCUCUGGCCCCGUCACUGGGUGACUCUGUGAGGGAAAGGAGCCGUCCUUCGGGGUGGGCUCUGGCGCCCUCUGGUGGAAGCAGGAGGAAUCCCCGCAGAUGGCGCUCACCCAGGACAGGUGGCCGGUCAGGGGCCUCCCGGCGGCCACCACAGAGCCCCCUUCCAGAGCCCCAGGCCCACGGCGUCCUGCCCCGGUGUGCAGAGGAGGAACCCGAGGCCCCAGGUCCCUCUCCUGCUCCAAACAGCCUCUGUAUUUAUUCCCCGCGUCCACCGGCCCCCCACGGGGUAGACAUUAAAGAAAGCACCUGAGGUCGGGGCUUCC
This is a messenger RNA of Ictidomys tridecemlineatus (thirteen-lined ground squirrel), 1631 nucleotides long. NCBI's taxonomy places the organism in Eukaryota, Metazoa, Chordata, Mammalia, Rodentia, Sciuridae. The record is from RefSeq and is a predicted model, not a curated record.